GAGAUGCAUUUUUUUUGUCUAUAUAUUCACCUUAUAACAGGAAAAGGAGAACUUCUGAUUCAUGUUUGACAUUCAGCACCUUGUCAAGGAUCGGGACAUGGCCGGGGUUGCAGCGUUCGAGCUUUCGCUUCAGUACAUUCUUAUUCGACAAGACCGCUCCUAUCAUUUUUUGCAAUUCUUCAUAGCUAUUUUUUCGAUGAUUUUUUUUCUGGAAUUGUUACUUCUCGUAUGGUUUUCCGCUUUAUGCCCCCUUCUAACGUUUAUUCCGAGUGGAGCCCUUGAUCAGGUAAGGGAUUUCGCUUCUCCAACCAUCGCAGUUGCUUCGCUUGCCAUUCUGCUCUUUAUUCGCGCUAGCAAGAAUAGGUUUGUUAUUGAGCCAGGUGAUCAUACCAUUGAACGCCUAAACAGAGACGUGCUGGAACCGUGCUUGGGAGCUAAAUUCUGUGUUGAAACAGGGAAGUUAUAUUCUGACUAUUGGCAUGCUAAGGAGCGGAGACUGGGGGAAACCUUUUAUACUAUGCGAUAUUCACUUGAGACGGAUACUAACGAGACUUAGAAUGCUUGAAAAUUUUCACAUCUUCAUGGUUUGACGAUAAUGUGACUCGUGAUACAGGUGCCAAGGGUUUUGGAAUCUUGGCUCUAAAUCGGUCUAUCUGCUUAA
Molecule: messenger RNA, 661 nt
Organism: Phytomonas sp. EM1
Lineage: Eukaryota; Euglenozoa; Kinetoplastea; Trypanosomatida; Trypanosomatidae
Source: the annotation of a GenBank genome assembly